Molecule: messenger RNA, 2166 nt
Organism: Drosophila persimilis
Lineage: Eukaryota; Metazoa; Arthropoda; Insecta; Diptera; Drosophilidae
Gene: AdipoR
Product: adiponectin receptor protein
Exons: 7
Coding region: 117-1436 (439 amino acids)
Biological process (GO): adiponectin-activated signaling pathway
Cellular component (GO): plasma membrane
Molecular function (GO): signaling receptor activity
Source: RefSeq, a predicted model, not a curated record
AUUAAUUACUGGGCAAGUGCUAGCUUCGAGGGUCCUUUGGAGUUACACGCACAGCAGCGCAAGUUUCAGGAAGCGCUUAAAUAUCACUAUUUGUGUGGGAGGCUAGAAAGAGCGUCAUGGAAUCUUCUUCGAAUCUGCUCGAACGCAAGAAAUCGGUCAGCGAUUUGUCUGCCGAGGUGGAGGAGACCUCCACAGCAACCACUGGCCUGGACUCGUCUGGCCACUCGUCUGCCGGUGCGGGGACCACUGCAACCACAACAGCCACGCAACACGGAAGCGAUGAGACCGAGGAAGAUAUUUUCGAGCAGGUACAAAUGAUACUUCGCAAGCGUCGCGGCUGGGGACCGGAUGAUUCCCUCAGCAAUGAUCUACAUUUGCUGGAGUACGACGAUGAGCUGGGCGAGGAGGACGAUGCCGGAUGCCCACUGCCCUCCACACCGGAGGACACACAGCUCAUCGAGGCUGAGAUGACGGAAGUACUGAAGGCUGGGGUGCUGUCCGACGAAAUCGAUUUGGGUGCAUUGGCCCACAAUGCCGCGGAGCAGGCUGAGGAGUUUGUACGCAAGGUGUGGGAGGCCAGCUGGAAGGUGUGCCACUACAAAAACCUACCAAAAUGGCUGCAGGAUAACGAUUUUCUACACCGCGGACAUCGCCCACCGUUGCCCUCGUUCCGCGCUUGCUUCAAAUCGAUUUUCCGCAUUCACACGGAGACGGGAAACAUUUGGACCCAUUUGCUGGGCUUCAUUGCGUUCCUUGGCGUCGCUGUGUACUUCAUUACGCGUCCAUCGGUGGAAAUUCAGACACAGGAGAAGAUCGUUUUUGGCGCCUUCUUUAUUGGGGCAAUUGUUUGCUUAGGAUUCUCAUUUACUUUCCACACACUGAGCUGUCACUCUGUAGAGAUGGGAAGACUGUUUUCAAAACUGGACUACUGUGGAAUUGCGCUGCUAAUUAUGGGAUCUUUUGUGCCUUGGCUGUACUACGGUUUCUACUGUCAUUACCAGCCAAAGGUGAUCUAUCUGUCAGUGGUCUGUGUCCUGGGCGUGCUCUCCAUCAUUGUCUCGCUGUGGGAUAAGUUCUCGGAGCCAGCACUUCGUCCAUUGCGCGCUGGCGUUUUCAUGAGCUUUGGACUGUCCGGCGUCAUUCCAGCCAUUCACUACAGCAUCAUGGAAGGAUGGUUCAGUCAGAUGAGUCGUGCCAGUCUGGGAUGGCUAAUCCUCAUGGGCCUACUCUACAUCAUCGGUGCCUUGCUGUAUGCCCUACGUGUGCCCGAGCGUUGGUUCCCUGGAAAGUUCGACAUUUGGGGACAAUCGCACCAGAUAUUCCACAUCCUUGUGAUUGCUGCGGCCUUUGUGCACUAUCAUGGCAUCUCCGAGAUGGCCAUGUACCGUGUCAUGUAUAGCGAGUGCACCGUGCCGAUUGAGCCUAUUACCUUCUAGAAGCUGAAUGUGGAUACUGAGGAUACAAUCAUACAAUCAUAAAUACAUAGAAUCCCACACAUACGAGUAUAUUCACAUACACAAUACUGCGAUCUAGCGCAAUUUUACAAUGCAACCGUUUUUAGCGUUUGGUGAGCAUCUGUACCUUGUUAUACGAAUAGAUGAAAACCGAUCCAUAUUCCAGGCAUAAUUUACGCGCAUUUAUCAUCCAAUUCAAAAUCGUUCAUUAUACAAAAGGGAAAUCUAGCAAAACGUUAAUUAUCGAAUGAAAUUUGCAGUAGAGUAAUUAAUAUAUGUACAACUAUUUAUAAAAUUCCAAUUUCGUUUACUUAAUAUUAUCUUUAGUUGAUGAAAGGGAUUGCUUGCAAAGGGACGAAAUGCCAGGGUCAUUCAUGGCCAGGUGGGGAUUGUGGAGCCUUCGCUCAGGCUUACGGUUACUCUCUCUAUACUGUAGAACCAUUCGAAAAGGCAAGCAAUUUCCUCUUUUAAGUUAUAGAAUUAGAUGAAUUAGAAUCAUUAGGAUUACAUGGAAUAGUGAACACAGAUCUAAAACGUUAUACGAGGUCUAAAUUUACGUUAAAUUCUAAAUCCAAUCACACACAUACUCGUACUAGGGCUUGUUUUCACAGCAGCUACCAUCACAUACAUAUAUUACAAUAUGCAUGGCCGAUCUAUUACCAACACGCGGCGAAGUGCAAACAAUAAAUAAAGAGAAGACUUCUGAUUUGUA